Molecule: messenger RNA, 1983 nt
Organism: Cariama cristata (Red-legged seriema)
Lineage: Eukaryota; Metazoa; Chordata; Aves; Cariamiformes; Cariamidae
Product: inositol hexakisphosphate and diphosphoinositol-pentakisphosphate kinase 2-like
Exons: 15
Biological process (GO): inositol metabolic process; inositol phosphate biosynthetic process
Cellular component (GO): cytosol
Molecular function (GO): 5-diphosphoinositol pentakisphosphate 1-kinase activity; inositol hexakisphosphate kinase activity; diphosphoinositol pentakisphosphate kinase activity
Source: RefSeq, a predicted model, not a curated record
GGACUACUGGCCUUAGAGGGAGAGCUGACUCCUAUUCUUGUCCAGAUGGUAAAAAGUGCUAAUAUGAAUGGUCUGUUGGACAGCGACAGUGAUUCUUUAAGCAGCUGUCAGCAUCGUGUUAAAGCAAGACUCCAUGAAAUUCUCCAGAGAGACAGAGAAUUUACUGCUGACGACUACGAUAAGCUCACUCCAUCUGGAAGCAGCUCAUUGGUAAAAUCAAUGCAAGUUAUUAAAAAUCCUGUACAGACAUGUGACAAGGUCUAUUCUUUGAUUCAGAGCUUGACUUCUCAGAUCAGGCAAAGAAUGGAAGACCCAAAGUCUGCAGAUAUUCAGCUAUACCACAGUGAAACACUAGAAUUGAUGCUGCGCAGGUGGGCCAAGCUGGAAAAAGACUUUAAAACAAAAAAUGGAAGAUAUGAUAUUAGCAAAAUUCCUGAUAUUUAUGACUGUAUAAAAUAUGAUGUGCAGCACAAUGGCUCCUUAAAAUUAGAAAACACAAUGGAAUUAUACAGGCUUUCAAAGGCUUUAGCUGACAUUGUGAUCCCUCAGGAAUAUGGUAUUUCUAAGGCUGAGAAACUAGAGAUUGCCAAAGGUUACUGCACCCCUCUGGUUAGAAAAAUCCGUUCUGACCUUCAGAGAACUCAAGAUGAUGAUACUGUAAAUAAGCUUCACCCUCUUUACUCCAGGGGUGUUAUGUCCCCUGAACGCCAUGUUCGUACACGGCUGUAUUUCACCAGUGAGAGUCAUGUCCACUCCUUGUUAUCCACCCUUCGUUAUGGUGCCUUAUGUGAUGAAUCAAAAGAUGAACAAUGGAAACGAGCUAUGGAUUAUUUAAAUGUUGUCAAUGAACUCAAUUACAUGACACAGAUUGUUAUCAUGCUUUAUGAGGAUCCAAACAAGGAACUUUCUUCGGAAGAACGUUUUCAUGUAGAGCUGCACUUUAGUCCAGGAGCCAAAGGCUGUGAGGAAGAUAAAAAUUUACCAGCUGGAUAUGGAUACAGACCUGCCUCCAGAGAGAAUGAAGGCUCGAAGAAAACCUCUCAUAGAAAUGAUAGUGAUGAGGAGGCACAUGCUCCUAAAAGAGAUGAAGCAGAUCGGUCAGUAGUGAUGUUCAAGCCAAUGGUAUCAGACCCAAUUCACAUACACAGAAAGUCACCCCUUCCAAGAUCCAGGAAGAUUGGUUCUGUUGAAGAAGAGAGCCCCCUGAGUGUGUCUAGCCCAGAGUGUAUUGGUACCUGGCUGCAUUACACCAGUGGUGUGGGUACUGGGCGUCGAAGACGCAGAUCAGGGGAACAAAUCACUUCUUCCCCUGUCUCCCCUAAAUCAUUGGCUUUCACAUCCAGUAUUUUUGGCUCAUGGCAACAGGUCCUAUCAGAAAGCAAUAGUAAUUUACGAACACCGAGAACUAUUCUGGAACAAAAGCAGAGUGGUCUAGGGUCUCACUGUGCGGGCCUGUUUAGCACCUCAGUGCUCGGGGGUUCUUCAAGUGCACCUAACCUACAGGAUUAUGCUCGUACUCAUCGUAAAAAGCUGACUUCUUCUGGCUUCAUAGAUGACACCACACGCGGUUCUGCUGUUAAAAGGUUUUCUAUCUCAUUUGCUCGACACCCAACCAAUGGUUUUGAACUAUAUUCCAUGGUGCCUUCUAUUUGUCCUUUGGAAACCCUACAUAACUCCUUGUCUCUGAAGCAGGUGGAUGAAUUUCUUGCCUCUGUUGCUGCUCCAUCAAGGGAAAAUCUACAGGAGACAUCUUCUCCAACUUACAUGAUUCCACUGUCAGGAAGAAAAAUUUCUUUAAAUACAUAUACCCCUGCAAAAAUUCAACCAACACCACUUGAAACUUUGCCUGAAAGGCUAGCAAUAGAGAAACCAACCUUAUCUACUCCUGCAUCUUCUGUUUGUGGAUCUAAUGUUAAGCUAUCUCUUGAAGAGGCCUCGCUAGAUCGAGACCUUCGUGGUGAAACUCUUUCUGAGAAGAAAUGA